Acanthosepion pharaonis is the source of this 972-nucleotide messenger RNA. NCBI's taxonomy places the organism in Eukaryota, Metazoa, Mollusca, Cephalopoda, Sepiida, Sepiidae. The record is from the annotation of a GenBank genome assembly.
AUGGGUGAGAGAAUUCUUGCUCACGAUGUACGUUCGCUUUCCGACCCUAGUUAUAUGCGAGGCGUGCACGCGGUAUCCCUACGACCCCGAUGGCUAGCUCAGAUUGUUACUACCUACUCAUCUCAAUCUGUUUCUAUCUAUCUAUCUAUCUAUCUAUCUAUCUAUCUCAGUCUGUUCAUAUCUAUCUAUCUACCUACCUAUCUAUCUAGCUAUCUAUCUAUCUCGCUAGCUAUCUAUCUAAUUCUGUUCAUAUCUAUCUAUCUCAUCUGUUCAUAUCUAUCUAUCUACCUAUCUAUCUAUCUAUCUAUUUAUGUAUCUAUCUAUCUAUCUAUUUCAGCCUGUCCAUAUCUAUCUAUUUUUGUAUCUCAAUUUGUUACUAUCUAUCAAGCUAUCUCAAAUUUUUACUACCUAUUCAUCUCAAUCUGCUCCUAUCUAUCUAUCUAUCUAUCUAUCUGUCUAUCUAUCUAUCUAUCUAUCUAUCUAUCUAUCUAUCUAUCUCAGCCUGUCCAUAUCUAUCUGUCUAUUGUCGCACCUACUAAUAUGACUAUUGACUCAAGUGUUUAUCUCUCAACACAUACGCCGUCCCACAACACAAUCUAUCUAUCUAUCUAUCUAUCUAUCUAUCUAUCUAUCUAUCUAUCUCAGCCUGUCCAUAUCUAUCUAUCUAUCUAUCUAUCUAUCUAUCUAUCUAUCUAUCUAUCUAUCUCUCUUCACAAACGAAUUUACAGCACAAAAGAGUUCCAUAAAUCGAUAAAUCUCUUCGUGCGCCUCUCUCUCUCUCUCUCUCUCUCUCUCUCUCUCUCUCUCUCUCUCUUCCAAGACAUAUUGUUACGAUGGUUACCUUCAGAUAGACUCUUCUUGAUCUCAUCACUCAAAUCAGCAGUGUAUUUGUUGGCCUUUGUUGAAGCAAUUUAUUUUGUCAUGCAAAAGAACUCUUCUCAGGUCAAGACGCCAUUUAAUAAACUGCUAUGA